This is a messenger RNA of Lymnaea stagnalis (great pond snail), 4246 nucleotides long. The record is from the annotation of a GenBank genome assembly. Lineage: Eukaryota; Metazoa; Mollusca; Gastropoda; Lymnaeidae.
AAAUUAUUGGGAGCUGGCUAAAGAUUUAGGGAGGCCCCAUAUUGAAUGUCUCAGCAGUAAGUUUUAGGAUGAUAACUCUUUCAGUGGGUCGCCAAAAAAUUUUUCCUAAACUUUUAAUAAUGAUAUCUAUUUAAAGUUUCAAUCUAAAAAUAUAAUACAGUGGGGCCUUGGAAUCACAAAUAUUAUUUAUGGCAAAUUUUCACUCAAAAUUCAAACGCUGCUUUGGAAUUUGAACCCCCAGGAUGUUUUUCAUGGGAUUUUCGUGCAUAUAUUUCACCAGCGCUCAUACAACUCGUAUGCUUUGUCUUUCAGUUUGUUGUAAGAAGCUGUAGUGAAAGUAUCAUGUGUUAGUUUCACUGCCAACCGUAUGCUUUUGUAUCUGUUUUGUGUUAUUUUUUAAAUAUUAUUUGCCAUGGGUCCUGAAAAGUAUAGUGAGGAAAAUAAGAGUAAGAGGACAGCUGACACAACCGCAAUUGAAUUUAUAAAGAUGUUUUAUAAAGAUGUUAUCACUAAGCAUUUGGCUGAUUGUGCUUCUAGAUUUGGGAUGCCUAACUUUUUUAUGAUUUUGAUCAAUAAAGUAGUUAUCAAAUCAGGAGAUUGAAAAGUAUAGAAGAGAUUGAAGAAACUCUUCUUAGUUUAGAUUAAUGAAAAACAGCUGGCUGUUGAUGUGAUUUGUGAGAAAACCAAGGUCCCUUACCAAGGUUUAGUCAAAGAAAUGCUUGAAAGUUAGUAGGUGGUGGUUCGAGAACUUUAAGAAAAGGACUGGGCUCCACAGAGUUUGUGGGAUCCAGUUUCGAUUAUUUUAAAGGAAAAAAUUGUCUUGGAACACAAACGAUAUGGAACUCGAUCAUUGGGGGAUUCAGGAACGUAUUAAAUUCAGAUUCCAAGGCCCCACCGUAUGCUUAUUUUUAAUUCAUUAACUCAACAACAGCAUUUGGUUGGCCAUGGCUAAUUUUUUUAACAAAUCAAAACAAUAAAAACAAAAGAUGACCCUCAACUAAUUAUUGCUAGAAUUAGAAAAAAAAAAUAUGCUUCCUCAUAAAUCUGUCAAGACUUUAUAUCUUCAUGCACCCAUGAAUUUUAGCUGUGAAUUAUUGAAUUUUUCACCAGUUACGGAUGAGGCCAACAGUGAUGGCCUGGAAGUUGCAACCCUGGAAUGUGAAGGAAAUGAGAGCCAAAGUAGUGAAGACACAGAUGAGAGUGAUCAUAAUUAUGAACAUCUGCAUCAGGUAAGUGAAUGAAACAUUUUAUCAUAUAACCCAAUUCUGAACCUUUUAUUCUGAAAUAAAGUCAUUGGUGAGUCUAGGAAGUGGUUUUGAAUCUUAUGAGAGGCAUUCAAGAGUUAAAUGUUUGAACCUUAUGAGAGGCAUUGAAGAGUUAAAUGUUUGAAUCUUAUGAGAGGCAUUGAAGGGUUAAAUGUUUGAAUCUUAUGAGAGGCAUUGAAGAGUUAAAUGUUUGAAUCUUAUGAGAGGCAUUGAAGAGUUAAGUUUUAGAAUAUUAUGAGAGGUAUUGAAGGGUUAAGUUAUUGAAUCUUAUGAGAGGUAUUGAGGGGUUAAGUUAUUGAAUCUUAUGAGAGGCAUUGAGGUGUUAAGCUGAGGAAAGAGAUUCUGGGACUUGGAAGACCCAACGUAGCCCUGAUAAUAUUUUUACUUAGAUUUGUAUCUAAGGCCAGGCUCAAACAUAUAACUUUGUCAAUUAUUUGCCAGGCAAGGUUUUAGCCAGGCUAAAUAAAGGACUUCUGGGGUAAAACUUACAUAAUUGAUUAUAAGCAUUUUAUAUAAGGAAAGAGGGGGGAUAAAACUGACCACUUGAUUGUAACAUUUUAUAUUAAGAAAUGGGGGGGGGGGGAUAAAACUGACCAAUUGAUUGUAACAUUUUAUAUAAGGAAAGGGGAUUAAACUGACCAAUUGAUUGUAAACAUUUUAUAUAAGGAAAGAGUGGGGGUGCGGAUAAAAUUGACCAUUCACUGUUUAGUUUCAUAUUCCUUAAUACUCAUAACCGCAGAUUAAUAUUAUUGAAAUAAUUUUUUUAACUUAUAAAAACUAUUUUUAUUAAACAGGAAAUGGUAGGGGCCAUUUAACCACAUAUUCAUAAAGAUCUAAACAUGAAACAUUUAAGAUUUAACACAAAAAUUAGCCCUUAUAGUACUAAACUCACUCAUUCCUGUUGGAAGAUGUCAAUUUCAAAUAAAGGUCUCAUAAACUUUGUUGGACCAAUCAGAAUUCAGCUUUUGUUUUCAGGGUUUCAAGAGAAACCAGAACAUAAUAUAUUUGGGAGGAGAUUAAAAUUGUUGCAAUUUGGAAAAAAUUAUGUUUAAUAUUAAAAACAGAGAGAAUCAGACAUACACAGUCAGCUUUUAUAGUUUUAGAGUUUUUAAAAAAAAACUUGUAUUUUUUGUGUCUGAUUAAUUUCAGAUUUUUGUGACCAAAAACCCAGUUCUGUGCCAGGAAGUGGAGAACAGCUUUGUUAAACUUUGCCAGACUCCUAAAUGGCUGUGUGAUCAAGUGGCUGAGAGAGCAGAGGACAUUCCAAAUCAACUGCAGGCAAGUUAUUAAUUUUUAUAUAAAUUUUAUUUAAGUCAUGACCACAAUGUCCUUGGAAGUAAGAAUAUGAACAUGGCCUGGGAUUAAAAUUUGUGUCCACAAAAAAAUAGCUCUCACAUGACAUCUGCAAGUACAAAAAGGAAAUAAGGAACAUUGUCAUAUGUUUUUAUUCCUUAGUUUACAUAACACAAAAGGAAGUCUUUUUUUGUUAAAAAUUUAUUAUCAUAGUGACACUGUGAAGAAUAUAUCAUUUCUUGCAACACCAUCAUUGAACAGGUAAGAUUGAUAAUCUUUAGGUAAUUUUUUAUAUAAUAUGCUUUUGUUGUUAUUGCAUAAGCUCAUGUGAGAAGCUGUAAAUAAGUGCAAAAUUUUGUAAAUUAGAGUAAAAAGAUUUAUGUGAACUAAAUCUCACUAUAAACUAAAGACAUUGAACAUACCAAUUAUGAUGUUGUAUAACUAUGUUGUUACAUAUCGUUAUUGUUUGGAAGAUUUAAUUUGUGUUAAGGUUUUAGCUCAUACAAUAAAAAAUACGCAACAAAGGACUGAGAAAAACAGUUUGUAAAGAAAACAAUAACAAAGAUAGUGAUACUUACAAUAGUGAAUUUACGUAGUGAUACUUACAAUAGUGAAUUUAAUUAUACAAAUAAAUAUCUAUAAAAAUACGAAUUCGAGUUCACAAGCACAAAUAAACUGUGUCAACUUACAGCAAGUCAAAUAUGCCUACUCCUCAAAAUAAAAAUAUGAAUUUACACACACAAUAAUGUUACAUCUUGUACAGCAAAAAUUUCUGUUCACUCUCUUUAACUGUCUAACGCUAUCUGUUUCACUCUAUCUAUCUAAGUCUCACUGCUAAGAAAGUACACAGCUUCUAUGUGUAUGAACCAACUCAGAACGUUCUGGUACAGAAAUUCUCAAAAUUGCUUUACCUAAUGACAUUCUUGAGACAAAAUGAACAGAUUUGAAUGUCAACAACUAUUUCCCAGCCAAGGCAGGGGCAGGUAUGGAAGGAGUGACACAGGUACAUAUGCUCAGUGAUGUCAAUAUCAAGGCCAUACUAAUGAAACAAGUCUAAGAGGUGUUGGCUAAAAAUAAAUUUGUGUUGCAUUGAAAAACAAGCCAGAUGCUAUAAUAGGUUACACCUAACAAUGUGCACCUAGAUCUUCAGUAUACCUUACCACAUGAUAAUUUUUUUUUUUUUACGUACACAAGAAAAUUCUUGUACAUGUUUGUGUAAGCAAUGAAACAAAUGUAAACAAUUCAUAAGUCAAGUUAAAGUCAUGUUUAAUAAUUAUUGGUAGUCCUAAACUACACAGAAGGUAUACUGUGCUAAGCACUAAAUUCCUCUGACAAUAUGAAAAAACAAGAUACAAUGAUUUGCUUAAAAAGGGCGGGGGUAAAUGUUUUUGUUUUAAAACUAGCAGCAUACCCUCCAUCUUACUGUAUAGAACUGUGGUUAAGUAAAAUAUUAGCAGUUGCCAAUUUCCUUUACUUUUGCUGAUAAAACCAUUCUAACUGAAGAAACACAUUGUGUAACUAGCAGCUAUUUCCCUUCCACAGGAAAUGAAAGAUAACUCCUUCCCCCUGUUCCUGACAUCCAGACAUUUUUUACUUAUCCUUGACGCUUCUGUUGAUGGGCAAGCAUUUUUUCCUCGAGAUGAAGACCUGGGGAUGAAACUGUAUAUGCCUGGCUGGGAGCCACAGGA